AUGGUAAACGCAAAGCCAAAGAAGUCAAAGCCGAGCGUAGGGCCAGAGUACCUUACCGACACUCUUCCCUCUCUUCUCCCACCCAUCUUUGAGCAAGUGCAGCAAACGACGGCCAACCACCGCAAGAACAUCGUCCAUCUUCACAAGAUCCAAGAACAAUGCGCAAUCUUCACAGAAGAGACCGCCAAAGGCAUCAAGCUCGUAGGAGAGAAGGCUUUCAACACAGCCUUCAUGGACAUGGUCAGCAGGGUACUGCCGGUCAAGAAGGGCGUCGCUGUGGCCGACAGAGUCAUCAAAUUCGUUGCCAGCUACGUGAUAUACUCUACAGAAACGGGCUACUUUGUAGAUGCUGAAAACAAACCCGAAGAUGAAGAUGACGAUGAAGACACCGACACCACAGCAUCUCGCUUUGUUGGCAAAUUGCUUCGUCACCUUCUUUCUGGUAUGGAAGCCAAAGACAAGAACGUGCGAUUUAGAGUCACUCUAUUGACCGUCUCAAUGAUCAGUGGGCUCGGAGAGAUGGAUGACGACCUUUAUGUGCUUUUACGAAAAUCCCUGUUGGACCGGGCAAAGGACAAGGAAGCGGCGGUUAGGGUUCAAGCUACUCUCGGGUUAUCCAAACUGCAAAGUGGAGAAGAUGAGGAUGACCUUGAAGAGGGGCAAGAGCCUCUUGCAAACGUGCUGCUAGACAUUCUCCGAUAUGACCCCGCAGCGGAGGUGCGACGUGCCGCCCUUUACAACUUCCCACAGACCCCGGCGACCCUGCCUCAUAUCCUUGCACGUACCCGCGACGUCGACCCCAUUCUCCGACGAACGGUCUUUGCUGGCGUCCUCGGUGCUGAUGGGCUCCCCGACCCUCGUGUCUUGAGCAUUGCCCAGAGAGAGAGUGUCGUUCGAAACGGCCUCGGUGACAGAGAGGGGUCUGUGAGGAAAGCUGCUGCUGGGAUGCUGGCUGGCUGGCUGGAUACGGUUGAAGGAGACAUCAUUGAAUUUUUGAAUCGGUUCGACGUGGUUUCCAGCCAAGUGGCCGAAGACGCAUUGGUCUCCGUGUUCGUUACCAGGCCUGAGGUGUUUCAGGCUGUGGACUUCGGUGAUGACUUCUGGACUUCGUUGAGCCCCGAGAAAGCGUUCUUGGCCAGGGUUUUUGUGGACCGCUGUAUCACAACAAAGGACAAUAUCCGCCUCGAGGAUGCUCUCCCCGUUGUGACCGCCCUUGCUUUCCAGAUCCAGGACGAGUACAACAAGCUCGUCAGCUCCACCAAUGACGAUAGUGAAGAGUCAGACACCGGCGACCGAACUUUUGUGGUUGGGGAAUUGCUCAAGUUGGCCGUCAACCUUGAUUAUGCAGAUGAAAUCGGCAGAAGAAAGAUGUUCCAGCUGGCACGCGAAAUGAUUUCUCAAAGCAAUCUUCCGGAAUCAUUGAUCCCUCUUUGCCUUGACGUCCUCAGCAAGAUUGCCAACGGCGAGCGAGACCUCAUUAGAGUAGUCGUUGAUGUCGUGACCGAGCUCAGGGAAGGCGAAGGUGAUGAAGAAGAUGGGCCGUCUUUCGGCCAGGGAUCGGCUGGCGACAACAGCAUCAGCGUACGCCGAUUGUCUGUCGGUAGUGGGCGAAGUCGGUCUGUUGCUCCGAGGUUUAACAUGGACGAUCCUGAAGACAGGAUGAGAGCUGCCUUGGUGGACCUUCGUUGCCUCCUCAUCUGUAUCAGUCUGUUGGAGCGAGUGAACUCGACACUCCAGGACAACUCAGUAUUCCACGGCUUAUUACCCGAUCUCAUCAUUCCUGCCGUGAGGAACAAAGAAGAACCAGCCCUAAGAGACCAGGGUCUCAUCUGUCUCGGACUGUGUUGCAUGAUUGAUGCUAAAAUGGCGGCCAACUCUUUUGGCCUUUUCAUCCAACAACUUCAGACUGCAGACGACGAGCUCAAAGUCAAAGUCUGCCAAGUUAUCUUUGACCUUUUGAUGGUCCACGACAUAGAUGCUUUGAUCUCCAAAACCAUGGUUCAACGCGACAAUGUCGUCGAGCUUGUCAGACAUACCCUAAGUCUGGACAUUCCAGAAGUUCAGGCGGUAGCAUGCGAAGGAGUAGCCAAGUUGAUGCUCGCCGGUAUGAUAUCGGACGUGGUUGUCUUGCAAUCUCUAGUACUCCUCUAUUUCUCUCCCGAGACUGCUGAAAAUCAGCCUCUGCGACAAUGUCUGACUUACUUCCUUCCUGUCUAUUGCUACACGGCAGCAGAGAACCAAAGGCGCAUGCUCGACAUCUUCUAUCACACCUUUGGUAUGCUCUCAAGACUUUGGGAAGAAGCAGAAGACGAAGAGAUGCCUCCGCUCUCUCAGAUUGGGUUAAUGAUGGUCGAUUGGCUUGAUCCUUACAAGGCUGUCGAGAAGGACGGAUCUUCUGUCGAUACUGCCAUCCACUUGGAAUUGGCUGCCGAAAUUCUCAAAUGUCUCUUGACAGAGACUCUCCCCGAAUCACGCAAAGCUCUAGCUUCGUUCUUAUCCAAACUCAGUCUUCCUGAGGAGGCGAGUGAAACCUGGAGACUCAAGUCAUUACUAGCACUCAUAACUGCUAUCCGAGACAAGCGCCCACUAUCAGAUGCCCCUUCACGCAAUGCUGUCAACAAGUUUGAAAUCGGGCUCUUGAAGAAGUGGAGCGACGUCCUCGGUGACUUUGAUGGGGACACUUUCAGAAGCGAAGCAGAAAGGAACGGGGAGAUUGGAGACCUGUACGGGUUCAUAGAUGAAGUUGAUGAGAUCGACGUAGCUCAGAACGAAGCUGGCACCCGUAAGGGCAAGCGAGGCGCAUCGACUUCUCGUCGUAGUCGAAGCGUAUCGACUGCCACACGCGAUGAGACUUCCGAGGAGGGAGAUGAUCAAAGUACUGUCACUGGCGGGUCGGAUGAUGACGACGAUGCGACUCCGAGGGCGACGCCACAGACCAAGGGCAAGGGGAAAUCCUCGAAGGCUUCCGCCAGCAAGGUAAAAGCCAAGGAGCCCCCAAAGCCCAGAUCUUCGCGCGCGAAGAAAGCUUCUGCGGCUUCUGUAAAGAAGGGCAAAGGGAGAAUGGCACCUGUCGAGGAAGAGAACGAGGAGCAGGAAGAUGAAGAGGAUGACGACGACGAGGACGAAGACGAGGACGAGGAUUCUGAGGUCGAGAGCAUUCUGGAUGAGGAUGACUUGGAUAUUUGA
Cryptococcus wingfieldii CBS 7118 is the source of this 3186-nucleotide messenger RNA. Its product is annotated as condensin complex subunit 3. Lineage: Eukaryota; Fungi; Basidiomycota; Tremellomycetes; Tremellales; Cryptococcaceae. Gene Ontology annotation, cellular component: condensin complex; condensed chromosome. Gene Ontology annotation, biological process: mitotic chromosome condensation. The record is from RefSeq and is a predicted model, not a curated record. The coding region runs from base 1 to 3186 and encodes 1061 amino acids. The transcript is spliced from 15 exons.